GGCGGAGCCCGGAGCCGCCGGGAGCCCAGGGCGCUGGGCCGCCCCCUGCCCAGUCCUCGCAGGCCGCCAGGCCCCCUCCAGCCGGGGCCGUGGAGCACCGGGGCAAAGGCCGGGGUCCCCCCAUGAAGGAGCGCGACGCGGCCCCGGCCGAGCGGGGCAAGCCGGCCACCUACACCGGGGACAAGAAGGCGAAGAUGGCGGCCAAGACCAACAAGAAGUGGGUCCGGCUCGCCACCGUGUUCGCCUACGUGCUCUCCGUGUCGCUGGCCGCCAUCGUGCUCGCCGUCUACUACAGCCUCAUCUGGCAGCCGGUGGGCGCCGGGACCUCGGGGGGAGCUGCGGGCCCGCCUCCCGGCGGCUCCAACGCCACCGGCCCGUCGGGGACUUCGGGGGCGGCGGGGCCCAACACCACCCGGUCGUCCCGCCGCGAGGCGCCGCGCGAUGCGCCCCCGCUGCAGGCGGCGCGGCCCGCGCCCCCCGAAUCCCCAGCCGACAGCCCCCUGGCCGGGCCGCUCGAGCGACCUCGGGGGCCGGAUGAGGACGAGGAAGACGCGGCGGCGGCGCCCGGGACUCGCUGAACCUCUCCGCUCCGGGGGCGGCCGGGAAUCAACCUCCCCAAGCCCGGAGGCUGGACUUUGCAGCAGGACAGACGGGGCGGGGAGUCCGCGGGAGUGACCCCAACGAGAGGGGAACCCCUCACCCCACCUCCCCCACGCCUACAAUCGCCAGCUCGCCCCGGGACCUGGGAACCCGCAGCCCGAUCUUCAGCCAAGGAACCAUGAUUCCUAUCGCUGGGGACUCGGGGUUUGGUCUUCCCAGGACCGUGCUGCGGCAGGGCCCUGAGCCAUAGGGGAAUGGGGGAGGGUGGGGAGAUCCUAACGCCGAACCCUCUGCACUGCUCGCUCUGGUGUAUCCUACAUGCAGGGGGUAACUUGGGCUUCCCCCCCCCACAAGACUCAGGGGAAGGAGGGAGCUGUAGGGGCUCUUUUUUAAUAAGCUGAAGCUCUCGAAAGGAAGAGGGCACCAAAAGUAGUGGAGCUCAGGUAUGUCAACCUAGUUGCAGUGGCCAGACAUGCGUUUAAUUUAUAGAUCCCUGUAUAUAGUUGUUGACAUAUGCACUAGAAGCUAUAAUCACAUUGAAAUCUAUGUAUCCUCCCACAGACUGGGUAGCUACUGACUGAGGGGGACCAGCAAGGGCUAUUUGCUGGCCCCCAAAGUGCACCUAGCCAGAAGGGCACAAACACGGCUUUUUCAUCACUUGCUCUUUCCCCUGUUCCCUUUCUAUUUCAGAAAGAUAGGUUCAUGACAUUCUUUCACAAGAGUAUAAUCAUUUUUGGACUGUUGACAUGACAGUGGAAAACCUUGGGAGAAGCAGAAGUAGUUUAGGGAGGGUGGGGAAUGUGUGGAUACCCUGGUGUUCCCACCCUAAUGCCCCCACCAAAGUGGCUUCCUGUUGCAGGCGGGAGUGUCUGGAUGUGGACCAGGGACCAUGGAUGAGAAAGAGCAAGGCAGCUGUGCUUCAAUCCUGGCCUCCCCUCACACAGUUCCUUUAGGAAGAGCAAGCUUUUGUAAGAGUAGCUGGCAAGUGUUUUAUCUUUUUUUCCUGCUCCUCAAGUUCUUAUCUAGUUCCAGAUCCUGCCUUAUUUUAUCUCUCGCUCCUCAACAGCUUGUCCUGUUCAUCUUUGCUUUCCCUCUUCCCUGUGUCCAUAACAAGGCACCUAUGGAUAGGUAGGACAAAUCGGUUGUACAAGCAGAGCUUUGAUCGUGUCCUCUAGCUUUGAGUUACACUGCAGAAUCGGAAGGGCCAGAAGGUGGGCUUCAUCUCAGGAUUGGGCUUUGGUAGCCAGUUAAGGGACCAGCCAUGGGAAAGUUGAAUUGGUCUGUCUUUUAUCUUUCCUAAAGAUUGUGGCCUGCAAUUUUAUAAAGGAGGUGACAGACAUCAAGGGAAAUGACAUAUGUAUAGCUCUGGGGCAGCAAGAAUUACACUUCCUCAAUUUGGAUUCCAUUUCCUUCUGCCACUUGCUUUUAGGCAAUUGAGUGUGGGUAGUGACAAGAUAUCAAACCCCUUAGUGUUUCCUUUUUGGGAAAUGAGGCAUUUAAAAAAAAA
Molecule: messenger RNA, 2107 nt
Organism: Castor canadensis (American beaver)
Lineage: Eukaryota; Metazoa; Chordata; Mammalia; Rodentia; Castoridae
Gene: Inafm2
Product: InaF motif containing 2
Source: RefSeq, a predicted model, not a curated record